UUUCGACCAAAAAUAGAGUCAAGAAAAAAUUAUUCUCAUUCCAUCUCUAUAUUAAUGGCGGUGACACAGAUUCUCCCAAAAUCUUCUUGGAAUUACUAGUCAAAUUCUUUUCUGAUUUUUCUUUCCUUGAUUUUCUCUGUAAAUCUCCCAUUUACUCACUGUCAUUCAGCUGGAAAAUUCCAAGAAAGAAAAUGGGAGGAGAACAUUUUGACUCUUCAUUUUCGAUCUCUAAUCUUCUUUGUUGUGAAGAAUCUGAAUCUUGUUUUGAUGAUGAAAUUGUUGAAGAAAACAAUUUUAGUUAUAAUUAUAAUUUUUCAGUACAGAAUGAAUCUCCAGAUGAUGAAUAUAUUGAGAUGUUAAUUGAUAGAGAAAGAAUUUCAGAAAAUCGAUUUACACUAGUUGAUGAUGAUGAUAAUUGGUUGAAAUCUGCAAGAUUAGAAUCGAUUAAAUGGAUCAUCAGUAAAAGUGAUUACUUCGGAUUUGGAUUCCAAACUGCUUAUUUAUCGAUUAGUUACGUCGAUCGAUUUCUAUCUAAGCGAAUCACUGAUAGUGAGAAAUCAUGGGCAAUCCGAUUAUUAUCAAUCGCCAGUUUAUCAUUGGCAGCAAAAAUGGAAGAAUGUGAAGUUCCAUUAUUAUCAAAAUUCAAUUCAGAACAAGAACUCAAUUUUGAGAGCAAUACUAUUCAGAAAAUGGAACUUAUGAUUUGUAGUACAUUGGAAUGGAGAAUGAAUUCAAUCACUCCAUUCUCUUAUCUUCAUUACUUCAUUUCCAAUUUUGGUAAUCAAUCGAAAGAUUUGCUAUCGAAAUCAAUUGAACUUGUCUUUGCAUUCACAAAAGAGAUAAAUUUGAUCGGCCAUCCGCCGUCUGUCGUGGCUGCAGCUUCUGUUUUAGCAGCAUUGGAUCAAAGAUUAACGAGAAAAACAAUUGAAUACAAAAUGAGUUUGAUUUCUUCAUGUGGGUCUUUAGAUAAUGAUCAUUUAUUUUCUUGCUAUAAUAUGAUGAAGAAACUGCAAAGAGAAACUUAUGAAAUGACAAACUUUAUAGUUUCUUCCGAUUUAACAUCAACCUAUUCAAGUUCAGUUGAUGUUGUUGGGGAUUCUUCGUGCAUUUCGGCUUUCAGAAUUAAGAAGAGAAAGGUUACAGCACUUAGUGAUUGCGAUAAAAGAAUGAGACAUCCGAUUACAAGUGACUGCACUGAAGAAAAUGCCUGUUAGUAGGAGGCUUUACUGAAGCUAGCUCUUACAUCAAUUUUGGGUUUGUGUUGUAUUUGAACCAAGAAUUAGUCUAGUGCAGAAGAAGAGUUUUUAUCGUACUACUGCACGUGUACAUGAUAUGACACUGAUUAUUAUGGUUUUUCUUUCCCGAAAACCAAAUGAAAGUGGAUCAUGAAAGAACAAACAGUGGUGAAAGACUCUAUUAAAAGAAGUGAAAAAUCUUUUUUUCAACAGUGUGAAAGACUCUGACUAGAGGAAAAGGAAGAAAAAUGAGAUCCAAUAGUCAGAAAAUAGUGAUUUUUUAGUGGGUUAUCUUUAUUUUCUUCUUUAUUUCAGAAUUGCUAACUAUUAUCAUUUCUUUAAUUCUUAUAAUAACUUUACUUUGUUGAUGAAGCUUGGGAUGCUUCUGAAGUUCUUUUUGUCUCUGUAAAGAAAAGAAAAGAAAAGAAAAAAAAAAAGCAAUAAACAAGAUGAGAGGAGUUUGGUUUGUUGUGUUGAGGCCACAAAGAAAAAUAAAGGGUAUGUAAAAGUGGGAUUUGAUUGAGGUUUCUUUGAAUGCUUGGGGGCAGUCUUUUGGGGUCAUGACUCAUGAAACUGAAAACAUGGUAUGCAAGUGACUCACUGAAGGAUUAAAAGCAAAAGCAGUUAAUAUAUUUUCUUCUCCUGAUUAUGUAA
Molecule: messenger RNA, 1889 nt
Organism: Papaver somniferum (opium poppy)
Lineage: Eukaryota; Viridiplantae; Streptophyta; Magnoliopsida; Ranunculales; Papaveraceae
Product: cyclin-D5-2-like
Exons: 5
Coding region: 192-1214 (340 amino acids)
Biological process (GO): mitotic cell cycle phase transition; regulation of cyclin-dependent protein serine/threonine kinase activity
Cellular component (GO): nucleus; cyclin-dependent protein kinase holoenzyme complex; cytoplasm
Molecular function (GO): cyclin-dependent protein serine/threonine kinase regulator activity
Source: RefSeq, a predicted model, not a curated record